Messenger RNA from Parathielavia appendiculata, 3183 nucleotides. RefSeq lists its product as uncharacterized. The coding region runs from base 329 to 3076 and encodes 915 amino acids. The record is from RefSeq and is a predicted model, not a curated record. The transcript is spliced from 3 exons. NCBI's taxonomy places the organism in Eukaryota, Fungi, Ascomycota, Sordariomycetes, Sordariales, Chaetomiaceae.
AGCCCGCCAGCAGGCUAUGUUGCGGCAGUCUUAAGUCCCAGAGGGGUGGCAUCUGAACGUACGAAUACAUUUGGCCUGCCCUUGGAACUUCAGCUUCGGUUCAGCUUGACUUCAGCUGGUUCCCGCAUUGGGUGCGCUGGCAGGUAUUUAGACCAACCUUAGGGCGCGAUUUGCCCCGGCUCCUACGACCCCCUCGACCACCAGUUUCCACACUAGAGCCCCCACAAACGCUGCUGUCAUCACCCGUGGACAGAUUCGACACCCCUGCGAGCAGCGAGCGGAGCUGAAGAUCGACGGCCUCAAAAGUCCAGCCCUCCGCUGCCAGUCCAUGGACAAUCAUUCCGCGACGACGCCGGCCCGGCUCGCGACCGGCAGCGGGGCGGUCUCUGCGGUGCAUGGGCAGAAUGCAUGCGCCGAAGGCCCUAAAGCAACGGAAGCGCCGCCACCGGGCCUUCCGCAGGGCGGAUUAAAGGGCUCCAACGACCCUGCUUCUCGCAGUGGCAAGGACCUGGCCGAGGACAUCGGGCUGGAGAGGCGGGACACCACAGACAGUUGCCUAUCCGACUUCAGUCAGCGGCGAACCAACACGGACUGGUCCAUCGCCGCGUCCACAGCCACGGAGUUGACUGAUGCCGGGCCUAGUAGCCCUGAUAUCCUUUUCGCUGACGAUGGUCCCGAGCUUGACACCGAGACUUACGCGUCAUCACCCCGCAGCCGCAGCUUGUUCCUGCGCCUAAUGGCUUCUCAGAAAUCCAGGGUGGCGCCUCACGGUUCACCGCCCGACUCGCUUGUUCCCCGACUUCGCCGGCUGGAGCAGAUGCCUCCGGGGAAAUCGAGCCUCAACAUAUCCUCUGGUCCGACGAUGCCCAGUCUUGAUCCCCAGCCCGUCAAAUCAAGCCCUUCAGGCUCUCAGGAGCCGUGGAACACGAAAACUGGGAGUGAGCCCCACGCCGACAAUGCCGAAGAAGAGGUGGCCGACUGUGACCGGGACAGCAACCAGCCAGACUGCAGUACGGGUGGCAGGAGCCAAAAGCCCCAUUCGCAAGCACAGUCCGCUGUCCUGGAAGGGCGCCUGGUACGGGGAGAUGGAACGGAUGGUGACGCAGAUCCGGGUGAUGACGACGACGCGCCGACUCCUGGGAAGAGCUUCCCCGACGAGAACCUACCGGAAGUGUCCGAAGAUCCAGCAGGUGAUCCCGCUCCUCAAACACAUCCUGGCUCUGCCUCCGGCGAGGCAUCGGACUCGUACGAUGAGGAAGAGGAACCCUCAGCCUUGGCUUCGGACGAUGGCAUCAUCUACGAAGUUUGCGAGCAAGUCCUGCAGCAGGCGCUCGGUGUGCCGCUGCACGACGUUGCACUUGCCGGGGCGAUGCCGGCGGCCUACGAGUCGGUUAGCCACUUCCUGGACGAGCUCUCUCACAUCGUUCUCAACAGCAGCUUCAGCAAAACCGGCAUCGUCGUCAACGAGUCGACAGGGGCCAGAACAGGCUCCAGCCAUGUGCCUAUAUGGCCUGCUGGGGGUGUUGCGGACAGUGCUAGUGCCGACGGUUACGGCUACGGGGCCGGCAGCCGGAAACGAUCUAACGGUGGCCCAGACGGUGGCGAUUCUGGCGAAGGCGGCGAGGACGGCACCCCUGGAGGUGGUAAACGGCGAAAGGUUUCGCCAACCGAGUAUCAGUUAACCAGUAUGCAGUUCGCCUGUCCGUUCAGAAAGAGGAACCCUGUGAGGUUCAAUGUCCGGGAUUUUCGAACUUGCGCAUUGCAGCCAUAUCCCGAUAUUCCCCAGGUUAAGCGCCAUGUGAAGAACUUUCACAAACAGUCGGCGGUCUUACCCUUCACUUGCCAGCGGUGUAGGCGGGCCAUGGGAAGUCAGGAGGCCUUGGAUAGACAUGUCUCUGUCCCCAUGGAUCAGAUCUGCACCCCCGAAACGCGUCCCACCAGUGCGGACCCGGAGGACGGCAUCACCUCUGGUAUCGAAGAAAUCCUCAAUGACCGCAAGGCCGGCACCAAGAUCGACACUUGGCAAAGCUUAUGGUGUCUGUUGUUCCCCGGGGAUGCCGGCUUAGAGAUUCCAGAGGCCGAUUUCAUACCUCCCACUGAAUUAGAAGAAGUGUACGCCGAGUUCAACACCGGCCAUCAUAUGCGCCAGCUGCAGCAAUGCAUCCAGCAAGGGCUGGGCCAUGGUAACGAUGUCGAGAGUUUGCUUUCCGUCUUUCGAGACCAUAUCGAUUCAGUCUUUGACACCUGCCGGCGAAAUACCAGCAGCGGCCCUGUGACCGGGAGCAGACGAAUACCCGUUCAACCAACACCGGGACAGACGAUAAGCCGGCGGAGCUCCUUCGUGACGCUGCAUCCUGGGCGUCCGACGUCGAGAGGCCACGGUUCCGUCGACAGCAGCAGCAUGUGUUCCCCCGUGGCGACUCCCAACAGCACCGCCAUGCUGGGGAACGUCGAGCAGCCGCCGCCGGUAACGGAGGCGCAGUCCCGUAGCAUGCCUAGGGUGCCCCGAACUGGAGGAGCAUACCCGGGGCCGACCGGGGCGGAAGCAAUCGGGGAUUUGAUGAUGAUGCCUCUCGUCUCGACCAGCAGCAGCCCCAACGCCACAUGGAGCCAGGGAGGUUUGCCUGUUACGGUGCCGCCUCCAACACAUGUGCACGUCGGAUUUGGCGGCCAGGGUCAAACCGCGGCAGCGAUACUGGGCGAGAAGGCGCUACACCACACUGCGGCCGAACCCCGUCUGCUGCCGACCGAUUCUGGAAUGGAAGUCAGUGGCUUCCUGAGUCAGGCGGCCGACGAUUUUGACAAUAUCUCGACCUUGCCCACGUUCGACUCGCAUGAUGGCUAUGGGGGCCUGGAAUUUGGGCGGCAGCCGGUGCACGAUCUCUGUUUGCGGCCUUCGCCACAGAAUCAUGUGCGCGGGGCGGGGCACGAAAUGCAGGGCCAGGCGUGCUCGGCGACUGACCCGGGCAUGAUUCCGAUUUUUACCUUUGAUGUGUCGGCUAUGGAUGACGGAUUCAUGGAGGCUGUUCGCCGGAGCAGCGUAUGGAGUGAUGGUUAUAACGAACUAUCCCGGUAGCCGGGGGAGCGUGGCCUACUUCAUUAGUCUGGUCGAAGAUGGCUGAUUCUGUACUAGAGGCGGUGCAAAAAUGCAAGCAGAACCUGUGGCUGACCAACCUGGUGUGU